This is a messenger RNA of Entrophospora sp. SA101, 2109 nucleotides long. Lineage: Eukaryota; Fungi; Glomeromycota; Glomeromycetes; Entrophosporales; Entrophosporaceae. The record is from the annotation of a GenBank genome assembly.
AUGCCGCAAGAUGAAAAAAAUUCACAUGGCCAUCUUGAUAGAAAAACAAGUGGUAGCAGUAACACUAGAAAAAUUACCAGGUUUCUUGGUAUUACUGAUAAUAGUAUUGAUGAAGCUAAUAUGUUGGACAAAUCUUCAAAAGCAAUUAAAAUACUUGGAUUAAAUGAUAGUGAAUUAAAUAAAAAAUCUAUAUCAUUGGAUAAAGUAGUGUCUGAAUUUAGAGGUAAUAGUCGUAGCAAUUCUUUAAAUAGUGUCAGUAAUGGCGUUGGCGGAUCGGUUAUAGUGGCGAGUAUUCGUAAACAUGUUGUUCAUAAAGGAUAUUUGUCAAAACACACAAAUACAAAUUUUGUAUUAUCUAAAUCAUGGAAAAAACGAUAUUUCGUUCUAGCAAAAAGUAUUCUUUAUUGUUUCAAAUCAAACGAUGCAACAUCUAACCUAAUAGAUAGUUUUGAAUUGACAUGCGAUACUGUUGUAUGUGUUAGUGAUGUGUUCAGUGGUAAAGCGUGGAUUUUAGAGGUUAGCAAACCAAAUAUAAAGGCUUGGUAUUUACAAGCGGAUAAUGUAAAAGCGUUGAAAUCUUGGUUGACGGAAUUAAAAUCUAUUGUAGUAAAACUUAAAUAUAAUGAUACGGAAUUACCCAGUAACAUUAAUUCAGCCACGUCUAUAAAUCUUAUCAAAAUCAACAGCAAUGACAGUCAUGAAAAAGGUGACGACAGUGACAAAGUCAUACCAACAACACCAUUACCGCCGCCACCAAGACACGGUAUGAUUAUAACUCCUUUGUCACCAGCUCCUAGACCAAGGUCUCAAUCAUCGUCAUCAUCUUCACCUACCACAGAUUUAUCGUCAUCACCUAGGCCAUUAUCUCCUUAUAUGAUGAUGUCAAAUACAAUGACAAUUGACGAGGAAAUGCCAAAUAAUGAAAAUGAAAACAAACGAUUACAAUCGGACGAGCCAAUUAAACAACAAAGACGAAGACGAAGAUCAAAUUCUGCUGAAUCUCUAGAAAUCAAUAUUUUACCAAGUUCAAUUGGUAGUCAUCAUUCAGAUUCAGAUAAAAGAAAUAGCACCAGGCAAAGUAAUCCUAUUGUAAUGCCAUCACCUACUCUAUCUGAAAGAUCAAUUAGUCAAGAUGAUAAAUCUAGCAAUACACAAAUUGAUAAUAAGACAUCAAGAAGAUUAUUGAGAUUAUCGUCGUUACCGAAUAGCUAUGAGACAACAACGAUUCAUGAUGAAAUCGUUUCUCUUUUAUCAACAUCAGCAUCUACAUCAUCACUCAAUUCACUGAAAAGAAUAUCAAUUACCGAAGAGGAUGUAAAACUGAAUAACAUAUCAUCACCACCUUCUCAGCCAUCCCUAACACCAUCAACACCAUUAACGCCAUCAACAUCAUAUAGUAAUUCAACGAGCUUACCACAUCGUCUUCAUUAUAAUCAUCGAUCAAGUUUUGUAGAUUUUCCCAACAAACCAAUUCCCCAAUUACUGCCAGCACGUUCAAAAUCACAACCUCAUUACACCAUAUCUAAAAAAUUUCUACGUCGACAUUUUUCAUUAACCACUGUGGACAUAAAAUCUUUACCGCCGCCUACACGUCCUCCAAAUAAUGAGUCAAUAGCGGAAAUUCAAUCACAGCCACCACCAUCAUCGAUAUCAAAAUCAACACCCAAAGAAACAAAUAAUGAUUCAUUAAUUGAUUCAAAAGAAAAAUUUGCAACUAAUUACACUGAUGAAGAUAAUAUUGAUCCAUAUUACGCAAAAGAGUUGUCAGCUUCAUUGAAUAAUAAUAAAAUAGAGAAAAUAGUAGAAAAUGAAGAAAAUGAAGUUGAAAAGGUUUCUAGUUCAGAAACUCCUUAUGAUGAUAAUCAAAAAGAUGAUAUUAUAGAGGAAGAUAUUACUAAAUUGCCAGCGUCUGAAUUAACCUUUGUGGUUGUUGAGGAAACAAAUGGUGAUGGUGAAAUAAUAUUAAAUCUUCAGGAUGUAAAUGAGAUAAAUAGUAACAAUAAUGAUGACAAUGAGGAUAGUAGCGGAUCAGUCAAAAGAGUUAUUAAAGAUGAUUUUGAUGUCAUUUCAGGAAAAGCUAAUCACAAUAAUAAUCUUCUCGUUACAUGA